CUGACCUUUAAGCCUGCGAGGUGCAGACGGCCGUGACCCCCCAGCGUGGAGGUGCAGUAACACCCCCGCAUGGUGGCCAGCCUUUAGACGUGUGUCUGCCUCAGUCGCUCAUGUGCGGCGCAUGCGCAGACCGCCGCUGACGUCUACGCCGGUAGUGACGUGAAAAUGGCGUCCCCGGCGUCCCGGCUCUCCGCACGCUGCUUGUCUUCCGGACGCCGCUGCGCUGCUUUUCUGAACGUCCUCGCCAGACAUGCGGCGGCAUGUUCGGCCGCUUUGUCGCAGUCACACGGCGGGGGGGAAGCGGUCAGCUGUCGGGCGUGGACACCCGGAAGUGCCGUGACAUUGGGAGCGCUGAGAGGCUCCAGAUGUCCUCCUGGCAUCUCCUGCCUCUCCUUUCACAGCAGCAGCCGCUCAGCAAGCAGGCAGGACUUGUAUGAAGUGUUGGGUGUGUCCCGCUCUGCCUCCCAGAAAGACAUCAAGAAGGCCUACUACCAGUUGGCCAAGAAGUACCAUCCGGACACCAACCCAGAUGAGCCCGACGCCAAGGAGAAGUUUGCCCAGCUGGCUGAAGCCUACGAGGUGCUGAGUGACGAGGUGAAGAGGAAGCAGUAUGACACCUACGGAGCGGCGGGCUUCGACCCCAGCCGAGCCGGGUCGGCAGGCCAGCAGCAGUACUACAGGGCGGGGGGGACCAACAUCGACCCCGAGGAGCUCUUCAGGAAGAUCUUUGGGGAGUUUUCUGGAGGCCGAGGCUUCGCCGACAUCAACAACAUGUUUGAACAACGGCCCGAGUUUGUGAUGGAGCUGAGCUUCUCGGAGGCAGCCAAGGGCGCCAGCAAGGAGCUGAGCGUCAACAUGGAGGACAAAUGUCCUCGCUGCGAUGGCCGGGGCAACGAGCCGGGCACCAAAGUCUCCCUCUGCCACUACUGCAACGGCACCGGCAUGGAGACGAUCAACACGGGUCCGUUCACGAUGCGCAGCGGCUGCCGGCGCUGCGGCGGGACGGGCUCGAUCAUCAGCACGGUGUGCGCUCUGUGCCGAGGGUCCGGCCAGACCAAGAAGAGGCAGACGCUCACCGUCCCUGUGCCUUCAGGAGUGGAAAACGGUCAAACAGUUCGCAUGUCGGUGGGACAGAAAGAAAUCCUCAUCACAUUCAGAGUCCAGACGAGUCCGGUGUUCAGGCGCAGCGGAACCGACCUGCACUCAGACGUGAUGAUCUCUGUGGCUCAGGCCAUCCUGGGGGGCACAGCCACGGCCCCCGGCCUGCACCAGACCAUCAGCAUACUGGUGAGAGGUCUAUUAACCAUCAGCAUACUGAUUCCGGCCGGUUGCCAGGCCGACCAGGUGAUCCGUCUCCAGGGGAAAGGCAUCCGGAGGAUGAACAGCUACAGCUAUGGAGACCACUAUGUGCACAUCAAGAUCAAAGUGCCCAAGAAGUUGACUCGUCGUCAGCGCUCUCUGUUGCUAAGCUACGCCGAAGACGAGGCGGAUGUUCAGGGGACGACAAACGGCGUUGAGCGGCCUGCAGCAGGGGGCAGCAGGAGCUCACAGUCUGGUCCCGGGUCCGGCGGCUCGGAGGAAGAAGAGCAGCAGCACCAGAAGAUGAAGGAGGAGGAGGAGGAGAAGGAGGAGGAAGGCUUCUUCUCUAAGCUGAAGAAGAUGUUCAGCUGACAGGUUGGAUCUUCAGACCCUCGGUCACAUGCCAAUAAUAAGGAAGCAGACAGCGGUUCACAUGUGGAGAUGAAGAUCAAGAACACGGUGCGUCCACGCUGUGGUUACCGUGGUUACCCAGGCUGCUUUCUGUCUUCUCACCAGGCUGUGAUGUCAUACGGCGUCUCCUCAUGUCCUCGUUGGAUUAAACGCUGCAGCGGAUUCAGGAAGUGUCGGUUCUUCAUUAUCAGCCUGCUCCCACCCUGCUAGUGAAGGAGAAAGGAGUCAAGGAGACAUUUGGAACAUGAGCCUGAAUCAGCGGCUUGUUGUUCCAUCAGAUGAGGAACAAAAGGUCAGCCAAGGAGACAUGGAUCCUACGGUGCUCUUAGUGAUGAGUCCUCCAGCUGCAGAUCCACACACGAGGAUGGAGGAGACGAGGAUACAACCCGAGGACCUGAGGAGACAAGCAGCAGCCUUUCAACAUUAGACAGAAAGAUGUUUGCAUCUAAAACAAUAAUGAAGUCCAUUUGAAUGUGUGAGAUGCUAAGAUGCUAUGCUAACUUAGCAUCUUAGCUUAUAGCUUGCCAGGCUGUGCUACCUACUGAGCUAAAAGUGUAAAAGUUUCAGCUUUGCUUCCUUCUCUGUAAUCACAUUUAAAGUAAAAUGACCAUCUGCUCCAUCUGGUAGUUUAAUAAAACCUGGUUUCAAAUGGUUUUUGGUUCUUAAUCGGAAAUAAAAAUAUAAUACAUUUGGGAAUGUAGUAGAUUCCGUAGUAGGCCCUGUUUGCUUCGCCUCUCCGUUGGUAUUUUGUGUUUUGUUCUGACCUGUGAUCAAUUGUUCUUGAGUCUCAAACUCCUUUACUGUCCUU
This is a messenger RNA of Pungitius pungitius (ninespine stickleback), 2518 nucleotides long. RefSeq names its product dnaJ homolog subfamily A member 3, mitochondrial-like. Gene Ontology annotation, biological process: mitochondrion organization; response to heat; protein folding. The record is from RefSeq and is a predicted model, not a curated record. Bases 166 to 1671 code for a protein of 501 amino acids. Lineage: Eukaryota; Metazoa; Chordata; Actinopteri; Perciformes; Gasterosteidae. Gene Ontology annotation, molecular function: heat shock protein binding; ATP binding; protein kinase binding. Gene Ontology annotation, cellular component: mitochondrion. The transcript is spliced from 11 exons.